AUGGCGGAAAAAAUGGAAAAACUUGAGAAGAUGUUUGAGCAGUACCAACAACAGCCGCCACCAUGGUUCCUCCAAUAUCAGCAGCAGCAGACUCGUAUUUUCAGCAGCCGCCACCAACAACAAGAUGGCAAUAUCAGCUGCCGCCACCAACAUGCCAAGUAUAUCAAAGUGAACAUUGAAGAACGCAAUCCCGCCAAGAUUAAAUGUCCUUCACUCUUCUGUGGUCAGAUGUUGGAUCCUCUUUCAUGCACUCAAAUCAUUCCGGCUCAAUUGUACGACAAGUGGUGCGAUGUGCUAUGUGACUCAACUGUUCUAAGGUUGGAUACAUGUUACUGUCCCUACCGGGAUUGCUCGGCUUCGAUUGUGAACGAGUGUGGAGGGGAUGUGAGGAGAUCCAAGUGUCCCCGUUGCAAGAGGCUGUUUUGCUUCCGGUGCAAGCAACCAUGGCAUCCAGGCUAUGGAUGUGAAGAUCAUCAGGGUGCUAGUAUUGUUGAUUUGGAAUUUGAGGUGCUUGAAAAGAGGAAUGAGUGGAAGAGAUGUCCCACGUGCAAACAUUGUGUUGAAUUAUAUGAAGGUGUCGGACUGCUUGUUGCUACUAGUGUGGAAGACAGCUGCCCAAGUUUCCGCAUUGGUGUAACAGAAGAGAUUGCUAUCUCAUAUUUGGCAUGCUUUUAG
Molecule: messenger RNA, 675 nt
Organism: Cornus florida
Lineage: Eukaryota; Viridiplantae; Streptophyta; Magnoliopsida; Cornales; Cornaceae
Product: E3 ubiquitin-protein ligase RSL1-like
Exons: 3
Coding region: 1-675 (224 amino acids)
Biological process (GO): positive regulation of proteasomal ubiquitin-dependent protein catabolic process; protein polyubiquitination; ubiquitin-dependent protein catabolic process
Cellular component (GO): cytoplasm; ubiquitin ligase complex
Molecular function (GO): ubiquitin protein ligase activity; zinc ion binding; ubiquitin conjugating enzyme binding
Source: RefSeq, a predicted model, not a curated record